CCACACAUAUUCCUUUCUUGCCAUGCCAUUUCCUCUUCUAUUCUUAAUUUCUUCCUCUCUCUUUUGGGCAAAAGAAUUUCCUAUCAAAAUUCUCGUCCAACACCCCAUGUGGGAUUCUGCAGUUAAAUAUGGCAACUAAUUGAUUAUUAUUUUUUCUUGUUUUGGUUUGUAUUAAAAAAAUUUUUUAAAAUUUUUAUUGGAUGUUUUUUGGUGGGGUAGAUAGAAGGUAACUCCUGUAAAACGAAGUUUCCGAGAAACUGCACAUUGCAUGCCGUCUUCCUAUCCUCAUAUUGUUUUCUCGGGCAAUAUUCUGGACUGGGUUUCGAUUCACGUUUGAAUUUUUCAACAAAGAGUGGCAGAGGGCCUUGGGUAUUCGUCAAUCAUUUGGAAUUUUCUCCGCUGAGUUUUUCACCUGGGAUUUUCUUUUCGUUGAAGAUUUGAGGUGGGAUUUGCUGAUUCUCAACUGGGUUUUCUGGGAUUGACGGCCGCAUCCUGGUUUGCAAGAUUUUCAUUGAGGUGAAAAUACUUGUGUUGCCAAGACCAGAGAGAAUCUUUUGAUUUGGGGUGGUUUGUUUUGAAUCUGAAGAGUUGCUUCUGCCUUGUUUUGAAGUCAUUCGUUCUCAUUCAAUUUGAGAUAUCCUUGUUCAUGUAUGUUGUAGGAUUCAGAUUGAAUAAAGGGUUUUGAGUUUGAAAUUUCUGGGUGUACUAGCAUUGAAUGAUCUGAAACUCUAUUUCCAUUGAAUGGAGUAGAUGGUUUUGGAGUUUCUUAGUUGGAAAUUUGAUUCAAUUGACCCCAUUAAUUGUAAGAGUUGAAUGAAGUUAUGGAGCUUUCUGAGGAAGAACGUAUUGGAGAUGGAGAGAUGGAGGACUUGGAAAGAUCACCUGGUUUCGUAACUCCUAUGGAAACCCCUCACUUGAGGACACGUUUUCCAGGCAUGGUGCGGCAAAAAGCAUAUAUAUUUGAUGGGUCGGGGAAAUAUUAUCAUAAGGAGUGGGAUCUUCUUGAAGGCAGAGGCAAUGAGUUUUGUUGGUACCAUGUAGAACUUCCAAAGGGAGAUCAGAAACUCUCUCAAUAUGCACAAUACCUUAUAGAUGUUCUUUGCCCACCUUUAAAGCUUCAAGACAUUCUUUCACUGGUUAGUAAUGGACCAUUUUGUGGACAUGUUGAUGGAGCGCUUGUCUUUAGAGUUAAUUCCGCUGGCCCUGCCUCUAGCAAUUUUACUUUUAGACUUGCUGCUAGAGUUACUGAGAAUUCAGUAAUUACUGUGUCUUUGGGUCGAGUUCCCAGGCUAGGUUUCUCACCAGUUGGUGAAUCUCUUCUCUCAGAAAUUCCAAGUGUGGAGAGUCCCUCUUAUUUUGGUGGUGACAGAAAGGAAGGCAGUGGGAUUGUUAUUAGGGAGCAUGUCCUAGAGUUCUUAUUGACUAUGAAUCACUCUGAGGAGGCUGACAACCCUGUUCCACAUACUGUCUCAAAUCUUGUUGUUCACAUAAUUGACUCACAUGUGGAUCAGCUACAAGAUGUUGUGACUAAUCUUGAGAUGGAGCUGGAUUCUGUGGAGCUUCAAUUGGAUAAAGCUGGAUCUACUUUAAAGAAACAAAUGCUAGAUGACAGGAGAUUUCCCAAAAUGCAUCUUAAUUUGCAACGUCUCCUUCAGGUGAUUGCACAUGGAGAGGCAGUAUUUCCAAGAGUCAAGGAAAAGUGUUCUGCAAAGCAUUGGUUUGCCAGUGAGGAUGUUAGUGCACUUGAAGAGUUGAUAGGACGUCUCCGGAGACUAAAGGAGAAUGUAGGAUUUUUAGCAAAUCGUGUCACUGCAAUACAGGCUGGACUGGAUAGUUGGCAAGCUGAGCAAAUUAACAGAAAGCUCUAUUAUCUCUCUUUCCUGUCAAUAAUAUUUCUUCCCUUAUCUGUUGUCACUGGAGUGUUUGGCAUGAAUGUGGGUGGAGUCCCAUGGACAGGACAAAACGACCCUAAGAUACAAGAUGGUUUCCGCAACGUGUUAUUUCUUUGUCUUGCAAUGUUGCUUCUGGUGCUGCUGUGCUUCCUUUUCCCAGCUCUUUAUAAUCGUUUUGUUGCUUGGCAGAGGAACAGAUCUAUACAAAGAAGCUGGUCUCUGAACAGGAGAUCAUUCCUCAGGAGAACCAUUAAUGGUCCAGAAAGAGGGGGUUACCUCAGGAUUUAGGUUGUACAAGAAAGUUAUUUCAUUAUUUGUGUCUCAUGGUAUGCCUAAAACGCCACCUCACUUCAUUACACAUUUCAGACCUGGUUUUAGGUUCUUUAAAUCAGCCAUAUUUCUCAAAUUUUUUGAGUAAACUUCUUUGCAGCUUCAUGAGAAUGACAUGAUGUCUCGUCUACCCAUUUUUUCACCAAUUUGCAGCAUUUAGUGCUUCUUUUAAAUUUUUUUUACUGGUGAAAUACUGUACAGUUGGUUCUGUAAAGUUCAUCCAUCCCAACACAUACGUUUUAAAUUUUUCUGUAUUUUGACUUCUUCUGUAUAUCUCAAAUAUUUCUCUUGAAAUGACUGGAUUGAUUGUUUCCUGAAGUCUUAAUUUUAG
Molecule: messenger RNA, 2553 nt
Organism: Rubroshorea leprosula
Lineage: Eukaryota; Viridiplantae; Streptophyta; Magnoliopsida; Malvales; Dipterocarpaceae
Source: the annotation of a GenBank genome assembly